AUGGUUGAAGUAAGUGGAACAUUCAAAGUAAUUGCAAAAGACAUUGGCGGAAAGAUAUUUGAAGGAGUUUCACGAUUUAAAUUAGAAGGUGAAGAUUUAACUGUAUUUGUUGAUAUAAAUACUGACUUAUUUCCAUUAGAAGAACAUGAUCGUAUUAAACUUGAUUUAACAAAAACAUUAAAUCGUGAUGGAAGUCCAAUGGAUAUUCAUCAAGGUUAUUCUGAUAAUUUUGGUAAAAAUACUAAAAUGGAUGAUUUUGAUUAUGUAAUGAGUGGGAUGGUAUUUAAAUUUGUUGAAAAUAAAAAUGAUGACAAUUUAUCUGUUAUCGCUUCUUUUGGUGGUUUAUUACUAAUGCUUUAUGGUAAACCAGAAAAACUUUCUGCAUAUAAUAUGAAAGAUCAAGUUUACUUGUUAAUUCGUAAAACCAAUUAA
Messenger RNA from Entamoeba histolytica HM-1:IMSS, 432 nucleotides. Its product is annotated as RNA polymerase subunit Rpb8. Bases 1 to 432 code for a protein of 143 amino acids. Gene Ontology annotation, cellular component: RNA polymerase III complex; RNA polymerase I complex; RNA polymerase II, core complex. The record is from RefSeq and is a predicted model, not a curated record. Gene Ontology annotation, molecular function: DNA-directed RNA polymerase activity. Gene Ontology annotation, biological process: DNA-templated transcription. The transcript has 2 exons. NCBI's taxonomy places the organism in Eukaryota, Evosea, Mastigamoebida, Endamoebidae.